Manihot esculenta (cassava) is the source of this 1935-nucleotide messenger RNA. RefSeq lists its product as uncharacterized. The record is from RefSeq and is a predicted model, not a curated record. Bases 1 to 1935 code for a protein of 644 amino acids. Gene Ontology annotation, molecular function: RNA-DNA hybrid ribonuclease activity; nucleic acid binding. The transcript is spliced from 5 exons. Lineage: Eukaryota; Viridiplantae; Streptophyta; Magnoliopsida; Malpighiales; Euphorbiaceae.
AUGAGUGAUUUGCAUCCUAUUGCCCUCUGUAAUGUGGUUUAUAAGAUCAUGACUAAGAUGAUAGUUAACCGGCUUAAGUCCAUCUUGCCGUCUAUUGUCUCGGAAAGCCAAAGCGCUUUUAUUUCUGGGCGCAGCAUUCAGGACAAUAUAAUCUUAGCUUUUGAGGCUAUGCAUGGAUUUAAUAUGUUUCAUCGACAGAAAGAGUUAUCUGGGGCCCUUAAAAUGGACAUCAGUAAAGCCUAUGAUAGACUGGAAGCAAAUGUUCAAGAGGCGUUGGAGCUCAAGCGUAUUCUUCGCAUCUAUGAGAACACAUCUGGACAAUUGGUUAACUUUCAAAAAUCAUCUAUUUCUUUCAACAAGUAUACUCUUGUGGCUCUUCGAGAUUCUAUUUGUUCAGUGCUUCAGGUUGAGGAGAAGCCAGAUUUGGGUAAUUAUUUGGGACUCCCUUCUCAUGUUGGUAGUAACAAGAGGGAAGUGUUUAGUUUUGUUAAGGAUCAUUUGUGGAAGCGGCUGAAUUCAUGGAAGCAUCGUGCGCUGUCCCAAGCAGGUAAAGAGGUCCUCUUGAAAACGGUCCUCCAAGCUUUGCCAAACUAUGUUAUGAGUUUGUUUUUACUGCCUCGGACUUUUUGUGCUGAUUUGCAGCGUAUGAUGACCCGGUAUUGGUGGAGUAAGGGUGCUGAUCAAAAUCGUGGUAUUCACUGGCUGGGUUGGCAAAGAAUGGCGAAGCACAGACUGGACGGCGGGUUAGGGUUUAAAUCGCUCCAUGAGUUUAACUUAGCCAUGCUUGGUAAGCAGGGCUGGAACAUUAUUACCAGGCCUCAUUCUUUAGUGGCCCGCGUUCUUAAGGCUCGUUAUUUUCCGACAACAUCUUUUUUUGAAGCUUCUUUGGGUCACAAUCCUAGCUUUUUGUGGGUAGUAUAUGGGGGACUCAGAGUCUGGUUAAAGCUGGUGCUUAUUGGAGAAUUGGGAAUGGCAGAUCUUAUGAUCGGCCAUAGAUGGAAUGAGAGUUUAAUAGCUCAGUUGUUCAAUGACAGAGAUAGGAGUUGUAUUUUGAACAUCCCUCUAAGUCUUUCUUCGCGCCCAGAUGCGUGGUGCUGGAAGUUUGCGUCCAAAGGUCACUAUUCUGUCAAGAGUGCUUACAGAUUUCUGUCCAGGAGAGUUCUGAUUGAUUCGAUGUGUCCGUUGUGUCAUGAGGCUCCUGAGACUAUCUUGCAUAUUCUUGUUCAAUGUCCUUUUGCCCGCAGUUGCUGGUUGAGUUCGCCUUUGGGUUGGCCUGCAUUCUCCGCUGCCUCUCUUAGGGAGUGGUUCUCUUUAGCCUUCCUUACUGCUUCUGCGGAGAAUGCUUCCCUUAUUCUAAUGAUAUGUUGGGCUUUGUGGCAUAACAGAAAUAAUCAAUGGAGGGGGGCCUGUUCUGAUUCUACCAGCAGCACCAAUGUUGUGUCGGCUUUGACUGUCUGGUCUCCUCCACCGCAGGGUUGGAUUAAGCUUAAUAUUGACGCCUCUUUAAACUCGAAACGAAGUUCACUAGACUUCGGUUGUGUAGUUCGAGAUGCUAAUGGUAGAUUUAUGGUGGCUAAAGCAGGCUGUUUUUGCAGUCAGAUGGAGGUUAAGUGUGCUGAGACAAUGGCUUUUCGAGAGGCAUUGAGCUGGAUUAAAGAGUGUGGAUGGGAUCGAGUUCUUUUCGAAUCGGAUGCUCAGGUUCUUGUUGUAUCCAUUAACAAUGCUUCGUUAGAUGAUUUAUCACCUUUUGAUCUUUUGGUUCAAGAUUGUAAAUUGCUUCUAUCCAGUUAUGAAGAAGCAAGAUGUGGUUUUAUUCACAGGUCUGCGAAUUAUGUCGCUCAUGUUCUAGCAACAUCGGCUCAUUCUGAGUCAGAUCAAGGAGUUUGGGUUCAUGUCCCUCCUCCUCAUAUAGUUUCUUUGAUCGCUUUGAGUUAA